AUGGAUUUUAAGUCUUUACUUAUCCACAAGGGAACCGUAGAGGAAGAACAGUACCUCAACGAAUCUUGGAUUUGCUCUCAAAUCGUGGAAGGCUCUUUGGCAUAUAGUUUUGGUUGUAAUUUCAAAUUAUUUACAAAUGUCAACAACAAGUUAGAUGAAGAUUUAAAAAUUUAUGAAAAAGAAGGAUUGAGUUUCUUUUGUCUUAAGAACAGGGGUCGGAAGCCGAAGCGGAAGCUGGAAGCUUAG
Molecule: messenger RNA, 246 nt
Organism: Clunio marinus
Lineage: Eukaryota; Metazoa; Arthropoda; Insecta; Diptera; Chironomidae
Source: the annotation of a GenBank genome assembly